CACCUCGCAACCCCACUGUAUUCCUCUCGAAUUCUGUUGAAAUAUUACUCAGCAUAUUCUCUCUCUCUCCCCCUCCGUCUGUCCUUUUCUUUCAUUUUCUCUCUUCAUCGUCGUCGUUCGUACCUAAGGGAAAACCAAUUUCCUUUCACUGAAAACCCAGAAAAAGAUCAAGAAGGGAAAAAGCUUAUUUCUUUUACCUUCGUUUUCCACUCUAUAUUUCUUUGUGUGUGAUCAUUAUGGAUCUCUGGUCUGUACAACUGCAAAGCAAUAGUUAUCUCCUUAGGAAUUCGAUUCUUGAGAAACCCAUCUUAUGGAACUUGAAAAAUUCAGCUAUGGCUCUUGAGAUCAGGAAAUCUUGUUUAGAUUCUUGUAAAUAUAGAUCAGUUGUUGUGAGUGCUAUGGGGAAAAAGAAUAAUGGGAACUCCAAUUCUUCUUCUGGGAACAGUGAUAAUUCUAAAGCAGGAGGAGAUAAUCUAAAAGGAAGCAAUCCCGAAAAUAACACAUCUAGUGACUCAAGCUUCAAGAAGUCCCGUCAAAAGCCAUUAGACUGGAGAGAGUUCAGAGCGUCCCUUUACAUUCAGGAGCAGGCUGAAGCUGUGGUCUCCGACAUGCUCAAGCAAGACAAGGCAGCUUUGGGGUCAAAAUCUCUUCCCCUCAAGUGGGCCCACCCAAUUUCAGUACCUGAGAAUGGUUGUCUCCUUGUUGCAACAGAAAAGCUCGAUGGUGUUCGCACCUUCGAGAGAACUGUCGUUCUCCUUCUCAGGUCUGGUAUGCAGGACCCACUAGAGGGACCAUUUGGGGUUGUCAUAAACCGAUCACUUCACAAAAGAAUGAAACAUAUGAAUCCCACUAAUAUUGAUCUGGCAACAACAUUCGCCGAUUGUUCUUUGCAUUUUGGUGGACCCCUAGAGUCGAGUAUGUUUUUGCUAAGAGCGCGUGAAGUUACAGGACUUAACGGUUUUGAAGAGGUGAUUCCUGGUGUGUGUUUUGGCUCUCGAAACAAAUUGGAUGCCGCUUCGGCAUUGGUGAAGAAGGGAAUACUUGAGCCCCACGAUUUCAGGUUCUUUGUCGGAUAUGCCGGGUGGCAGUUGGAUCAGUUGAUGGACGAGAUUGAAUCAGGUUAUUGGCAUGUUGCUGCAAGUAGUGCAAACUUGAUUUUUGGAGGUUUCGAAAAUUCUUCACCAGAGAGUUUGUGGGAAGAGGUUCUACAGCUGAUGGGGGGUCAUUACUCAGAGUUCAGCCGCAAACCUAAGCAGGAUCUCUAGUUAUCUUCGAGCCAAAGAACAUAAAAUUAAUAAUCAUUAGUCGACGGCGGUUGUCUGACUCAGAAUGUACAGGAUUAUCUAACAUAGAGUUUAUAAUUAGUUUGAGCUUUUUUUCCUUCUUUCCUAUUAUCUAAAUAAGUUUGCUAUUUAUGCAUGUGUUUGACGAAACAUUAUAGUUCUGAUGAGAAGUUACCUUGGCAACAUUUGAUUAAAGCUGCUGUUAGUCAAACAUAAGUCGAAAACAGAAACUGUGUCACUACUUUUGUCCA
Molecule: messenger RNA, 1534 nt
Organism: Olea europaea var. sylvestris
Lineage: Eukaryota; Viridiplantae; Streptophyta; Magnoliopsida; Lamiales; Oleaceae
Product: UPF0301 protein CAB604
Exons: 3
Coding region: 237-1265 (342 amino acids)
Source: RefSeq, a predicted model, not a curated record